AUGUCAUAUUACAACAGGUAUAGAAACAAGAGAAGAGGCGAUAGUAGUGGUGGUGGAAAUAUGAAUAACAAUAACAAUAACAAUAACAGCAAUGGUGGAAUGCCAUCUGGCCUUUCUGCCUCUGAUGCAAUUUUCGAUUUGGGUAAAAACAAAAGAGUUACAGUGAGACAAUUCAGAAAUAUAAACUUAAUUGAUAUCCGUGAGUAUUAUUUGGAUUCAUCCACAGGUGAAAUGAAGCCUGGGAAGAAAGGUAUCUCGUUGACGGAAGACCUUUACGACGAACUGCUAAAGCACAGAUUAAAUAUCGACGAAGCCUUGAGAAGGCUAGGGUCCAAGAGACCAAAAACAAAAAUGGUUAGGCUAUUAUCCGAUGACGAGUACGAAGACGAUAACAAUAAUGACAGUAACGACAAGGACAAAAACGGAAACGAUAAGAACAGUCCCAGAAAGAGGAGGGACGAUAAAUCUAAAUCAUCGAACGAAAUUCACGAUUCAGAACCACGUUCUAAGAAAAAGAAGCCUGCUCCACCCACUCUGUUGCCACACGAAGAAAACAUGCAAAACGCUGCAAGAGAAGCCAAUGCUACCUUGAUUAUUCCAGGGGCAGCCAGCAGAAAACAGCAAGAAGAACGAAAGCAGAAGGAGAAGGAAGAGGAGGACGCAAAUGCAAAGGCAACGGCCGUAGCAAAGGCAAAGGCAGAGGCAGAAGCAGAAGCAGAAGCAGAAGCAGAAGCAAAGGCCAAAACUAAGGCAAACGAGAGUAUGCCUAAGCCUGCGCCUGUACCUACACUUGAGCUCAAGAAGGAAGACGCUGCCUCCAAUAUAGACGAGGCGAAAGAUGCAAACUCCAGCGAUGAAGAAUUUGCCCAGAGCUUGGAGGCGGAAAUGAACAAGGCCGACGAUGACAUUAGUGAAGAAGAAUAA
This is a messenger RNA of Saccharomyces eubayanus, 924 nucleotides long. RefSeq names its product chromatin-binding transcription coactivator SUB1 (gene SUB1). Bases 1 to 924 code for a protein of 307 amino acids. Gene Ontology annotation, molecular function: transcription coactivator activity; DNA binding. The record is from RefSeq and is a predicted model, not a curated record. The transcript has a single exon. Gene Ontology annotation, biological process: positive regulation of transcription initiation by RNA polymerase II. Gene Ontology annotation, cellular component: nucleus; transcription regulator complex. NCBI's taxonomy places the organism in Eukaryota, Fungi, Ascomycota, Saccharomycetes, Saccharomycetales, Saccharomycetaceae.